Molecule: messenger RNA, 1138 nt
Organism: Paramecium octaurelia
Lineage: Eukaryota; Ciliophora; Oligohymenophorea; Peniculida; Parameciidae
Source: the annotation of a GenBank genome assembly
AUGAUUCCCAUGAAUGUGAUAAUUUUGAAGAAUUCAGCAAAAAUUGAUUUGAGCCAGAGUAAUUUUUAAAAGAAUAAUUUUGGAUUAAUGGAAUCAAAAUAAUAGAUAUUUAAAUGUAUAAGUGUAACCUUGUUUUAGUUUUAGAUUGAGAAUUAGGUUUCUGGUUUAAUUUAAAAGAAGAAAUUCAAGUUAUUUUAUCGAUAAUUAAUAAGUCUAUUAUUGAUUUAUUUUCUUAUGACUAUCAAUGAGACAAAUUCUUAGAAUAAGUUUGAGAUACAAGAGAAUAAACAAUUUAGUAAAUUAGAUGUUCAAUCAUAAAAAGGAUAUAUUUAAAUAUCAAAAAAUCCUUAAAGGUAAAAUUUGUUUAUGGAACUUGAUAUUUUUACUAAUUUAAAAUCAUUAAAUUCUUAAGGUUAUUUGAAAGAUAAGGGAAAAAUAAUUAAAAGUGGACUUAACUAUAAUAAAUAAGAAAUAUUGCAAUAUCUUGAGAGAUCAAUUUUAUCGACCUUUAUUAAUAUCAACUUUGAUCUAUCGCAACUACCAAACAAACAAUCACCUCUGAUUCAGAACAAAAUUAAAAUCAUGGAUAGUCUAAAACAAAGUCGAAAUAGAUAGUUUGAAAAGAAAGUUGAAUAAGAAGAACAAGUUGGAAGAUUUAGAAGAACAGUAGAAUCAAGUCAACACAGAAUAAACGGAGUUCCAAGUAAAUACAUGUAAGGGAAUAAUUGUUAUCCAAAACAACCGGUUAAAAAGAUCAAACAAGACAGAAUAUUGAGUUCAAAUGUUUCAGUAUUCUCCAUUAAGGGAAUAGAUAAUUAAUUUUUCAAGCAGAUCUAGAGUGAGUAUCAAGCUGUAUAUUAAUUUUUUCCACAUUAAGAACCAAAAGAUGGGGAAGCUCUUAUACUUAAUUCUUACCAAAAAUUUGAAAGGUCAUAGAUUGAACUUUAUUGAUAAUUAUCCAUUCACAUACUAACCUUUUUGGAAAAAUUACAUGAAUGUUUUUGAGAUGAAAAGUUCCAAUAAAUAGUAUGUCAAGACAAAGGAUAUUCCUGUAGAAGAUGAUUUGGAUUAUGGCUUUAUCCUUAAUAAUAUAUAAAAUCAAAAUGGAUUCUUUUAACUAAGUUUGGCCAAAAUGUGA